UUUACAUGAAAUAAAUUCUCAUUUUAGUAUUCACUCUAUAUCAUGUUCUUUGUUAAGAUAAAAUGCUUGCAGUGUAGGCAAUUUGGAGACAUGGGGCAAGAAAUCCUUAUUUUUGCAAUUAUGAAUGUGAUCUAAACGUAGCAAAAGGAGAUAGUGCUUUAUUAACACCUACAGGAAUGAGACAAUAAUAUGUAUUGGGAAAAUGGUUAAGAAAAAGAUAUAUUUAAGUUACCCCACUUUUGUCAUCAACGUUUAAUGAAAAUGAAAUAUACAUAGAAAGUUCAGAUGUCAAUAGGUAAUUAUAGACUCCUCAAACUCUAGGACUCUGUAAAGUGCUUAUUGCAACCUUUAAGGUAUGUAUCCAGAAGGACCUAAUGUACCUCAUUUUGUGGAUGAAAAUGCUUCAUUACUUUUACCUCCUAAUAAGGGAGCUGUUACUCCUCCGGGAAUAGGAAAUAAUGCCUUGCCAAACAAAAUCUAAUUAAUACCCAUACAUACGAAACAAAAAGAAACUGAUUAUGCUCUUGCAAUUUCAUGCCCAAAAGGUUCGGAAAUGGUUGCUCAAAACCUAAAAACAGACCUAUACAAAGAGGUUAAUGAUUACAGUUCAAAAUUAUACAAAGAGUUUAAUGAAUAACUAAAUUUCACUGGAGAUCAGCAAGUGAAUGAUUUCAUCACACUCUCUGAUUAUAGAGACACAUUUAUUUGUAAUAGAUACAAUGGAGAUAAAAUGCCUGAGAAUUUGAAAGCAGAAACGUUAUAACAAAUUGAUGAUAUCGCCAAUUUGGCAUUUAGUCUUGAAAGGUUCUAAACACAAGAGUAUCUAUGUCAUUAUAUUUUUUAUAUUAGAUAAGUAAAUCUUUAUUCCACUCCUUACUUUAAAUAAGUUUUUGAUCGUUUUGAUAGUAUUUUGAAUGGUACUUCUAAUUUUAAGUAUUACGGAUCCUCUUCUCAUGAUUCUACAAUUUUGGCUGCAUUAUCUGCUCUUAAUUUGACAAGUGUUUAAUGUUAGGCGGAUAUUUAUCUAAAAAAAAAUGUAACUCACCCACAUUGCAUUACAUAAGUAUAAAUUAUUUAUGGAUUCAUUAGUAUGUUGAUUUUGCAUUUAAUUUGAUAUUUGAACUAUACAAUAAUUCAAUUACUGGACCCUAUGUUAAAGUAUUAUAUAAUGGCGAAUACAUGCCUCUGUGUUCUAUUGAAGGUAAUACAUGUUUAUAUUCAAAUUUACGGGCUAAAUUAAUGGCAACAUAAGUUGAUUAUAAAAAGGAAUGUGGAAUAGCUUAAGAUAACGAAAUACUUGUAAAAUUAUGAUUUAUUUUUAUUAUUUAGAUUGAAGAGGAAACCCCUCGUUGGGCUGUAGUAUUUUUCAUCGUAGUUUUGUUGCUAUUAAUUGCUGGAGUUGGCAUAGUCAUACUUAUUAAAAGGAAGAUAGCAAAUAUAAAAUGA
Paramecium octaurelia is the source of this 1446-nucleotide messenger RNA. Lineage: Eukaryota; Ciliophora; Oligohymenophorea; Peniculida; Parameciidae. The record is from the annotation of a GenBank genome assembly.